UUCCCGCCAUCUUGGUUCCUGUGGAGGCCUGCUGGGAAUGGGACUUCUAAAAGAACUAUGUCUGGAAGGCUGUGGUCCAAGGCCAUUUUUGCCGGCUAUAAGCGGGGUCUCCGGAACCAAAGGGAGCACACAGCUCUUCUUAAAAUUGAAGGUGUUUAUGCCCGAGAUGAAACAGAAUUCUAUUUGGGCAAGAGAUGCGCUUAUGUAUACAAAGCAAAGAACAACACAGUGACUCCAGGCGGCAAACCAAAUAAAACCAGAGUCAUCUGGGGAAAGGUAACUCGGGCCCAUGGAAACAGUGGCAUGGUUCGUGCCAAAUUCCGAAGCAAUCUUCCUGCUAAGGCCAUUGGACACAGAAUCCGAGUGAUGCUGUACCCCUCAAGGAUUUAAACUAACGAAAAAUCAAUAAAUAAACGUGGAUUUGUGUUCUAAAAAAAAAAA
Piliocolobus tephrosceles (Ugandan red Colobus) is the source of this 441-nucleotide messenger RNA. RefSeq names its product 60S ribosomal protein L35a. Gene Ontology annotation, cellular component: ribosome. NCBI's taxonomy places the organism in Eukaryota, Metazoa, Chordata, Mammalia, Primates, Cercopithecidae. The transcript has a single exon. Gene Ontology annotation, molecular function: structural constituent of ribosome. Gene Ontology annotation, biological process: translation. Bases 58 to 390 code for a protein of 110 amino acids. The record is from RefSeq and is a predicted model, not a curated record.